AUGGACUCAGGAAGGGUACAAUACUUUCUCAAGGGAAAGACCAUUUUAGUCACUGGUGCAACGGGCUUCUUAGCAAAAGUUUUUGUGGAAAAGAUACUAAGGAUCCAGCCACAGACACAAAAAUUGUAUCUUCUCAUAAGAGCAAUAAACACUGAGUUGGCCGCACAACGCUUGCAAAAUGAGGUCAUUCGGACAGAUUUGUUUAGAGUGCUACGAGAUGAGUGUGGUGAAGAUUUUGAAUCUUUUAUAUCAGAGAAGGUUGUGGUCAUAGCAGGAGAUGUUGCUCUCGAGAAUUUGGGACUGAAAGAUGAGAAUCUUAAAAAUGAGAUGUUCCAAGAGAUAGAUGUUGUUGUGAAUUUUGCUGCAUCUACAAAAUUUGACGAAAGAUUUGACUUCUCAAUGGGUGUUAAUACAAUGGGUGCCUUACAUGUCUUAAACUUCGCAAAGAAUUGUCAUAGAUUGGAGGCUUUUGUCCACACAUCAACUGGUAAAGUAUCUAUACCACAAAGCAUAAAACCUAAGGAUGGAGAAGCAAUAUUUCGAGAGAAACCAUUUGAGAUGGGUCAAACCCUGAAAGGGACCUCAAAAUUAGACAUACACACAGAAAUGAAUUUGUUGGAGAAAAAAAAAGAUGAACUCCGAGCAAAGAAUGCUGAGGAAAAUAGAAUAAAAUAUGAAAUGAAAGAUUAUGGAAUUGAAAGAGCAAAUUUGUAUGGUUGGCCUAACACAUAUGUAUUCACAAAAGCAAUGGGAGAGAUGCUUGUGGUGCAUCAUAAAGAUAAUGUGCCCUUAAUCAUUAUACGCCCCACAAUGGUAACCAGUACGUACGAGGAUCCAUUUCCUGGUUGGAUUGAAGGUUCAAGAACUCUUGACAGUAUAAUAUGUGGCGUCGGUCAAGGAAAAAUAACACACUUUCUUGGCCAUCCCAACACAAUUUUAGAUACGAUACCAGCAGACUUGGUGAUCAAUUGUGUGAUCACAGCAAUUGUUGCUCGUUCAAAUCAAGCUCCUAAGAAUUUCAUCUUCCAUGUUUCUUCUUCAUUAAGAAAUCCUUUCAAAAUUUCAGAUGUUCAUAAUAUCAGCUAUAAUUAUUUCAUUAAAACCCCUUACCAAAAAAAUGGAAAACCAAUAAAUAUCUCCAAGCCGUCUUUGUUGACAAGUGUUGCUGCAUUCAACAUUUCUAUGACGAUCCGAUAUGUCUUGCCCCUAAAGGUCUUAAAUUUGGUCAACAAAGUUUUUUGCCAGUGCUCCCAAGAUUUUUAUGAUACUAACUGCAGAAAAAUCAGAAUGGUGAAACGGCUGGUAGAACUAUACAAGCCAUACUUGUUUUUCAGGGCCGUAUUUGAUGAUACAAACACAGAGAAUUUACGAAGGGAAACAAAGGGCAACCUUAACUUGGAGGUUGUGGGAUUAAACUUUGACCCCAGCAGCAUUGAUUGGAAAGACUACAUGAUGAAUUCACACAUUCCUGGUCUCGUCAAGUAUGCAAUGAAAUAA
Messenger RNA from Gastrolobium bilobum, 1497 nucleotides. RefSeq names its product probable fatty acyl-CoA reductase 4. Gene Ontology annotation, molecular function: alcohol-forming very long-chain fatty acyl-CoA reductase (NADP+) activity. NCBI's taxonomy places the organism in Eukaryota, Viridiplantae, Streptophyta, Magnoliopsida, Fabales, Fabaceae. Gene Ontology annotation, biological process: suberin biosynthetic process; long-chain fatty-acyl-CoA metabolic process. The record is from RefSeq and is a predicted model, not a curated record. The transcript has 10 exons. Gene Ontology annotation, cellular component: intracellular membrane-bounded organelle. The coding region runs from base 1 to 1497 and encodes 498 amino acids.